Molecule: messenger RNA, 2687 nt
Organism: Penaeus vannamei (Pacific white shrimp)
Lineage: Eukaryota; Metazoa; Arthropoda; Malacostraca; Decapoda; Penaeidae
Source: RefSeq, a predicted model, not a curated record
GGCCGCCCACGUGCGUCUUCCUCCUCCUCCUCCUCGUGGGCGUCGCUUCCCCGACGUCUGUCCUCCUCAGCCCGUCCUCGCCUCGCUUCAACGCCCACGCCCGCAACCUCUCCUUUUUCUCCGAAGACAACAGCUAUGACGCCCACUACGACGACGACGACGGCGGCGACGGGCGGUGGGCGGCGGCGGCCACGACCUUCUUCGUUCAGAGGCGCGGGCGGGUUCUUCCUGGACGACUUCGAGGCGGUUACCAGGUCAGAUACUCUGGAGUGCCCGAGUGCCAACGUCAUCACAACCCGCUACAAGUGCCAGGUCAAAGACAAGUGGGUGGACUGCUUCCGAAGGCACUGCUGCCAGGGAUACAACUUCGUGGCCGGAAGAUGUCUGCCCGACUCAAUGGACCCUUGUUCCCAAAAUUUCUGCGAGCAAAAGUGUUCUGUAUUUUUUGGCCGCGUUAUCUGCACGUGUUUUUCGGGCUACAGAUUCAGCCCCGAGAACCACAAGCGGGGGAUAAAACCUGUUUGUUUGGACGUCGACGAGUGUGUUGGCCAGAACGGGAACUGCGAACACAUCUGCAUCAACGAACCGGGCACGUUCCGCUGUGCGUGUCGAGAAGGAUACAGGCUGCGUGGAGAUAACAGCACCUGUGAACUGGCAAGCGAGGGCGGGGCCGUCCCCACCCCUGACCAGUGGCGCGGUCCGACUCCUGCUGGCUCCGCCCACAUCCAGUCUUCAGACUCCGCCCUUCAGUGCUCCGCCUCCUGUUCUUCUGUCGGAAGUUUGGAACACAAAAUAAGGAACUUGGAGGAAAGGAUCGUGGCGCUGAGCACGGCGGUGAGGCUGUACAGUUUCGCCGCUGGUCCCCCGGGGCCUGAGGGUCCCCCCGGCCCCCCUGGUUCCGUCGGGCCGAGAGGCUUUCCAGGCCCCGCCGGACAGCCCGGGGCGCCCGGACCCAAGGGGGACAUGGGACCCAAGUGGUCCGGCCCGCCGCCCGCGCCGCCCACGCCCGCGUCGCCGAAAGCUGGUCCGACGGCGGCGACUCCGGAAGAAGCCGCAGACGAUCCCUUCAGCGAGAACGACCUCCCGCUCGACUCGUGGACCGUCGUCAAGCACCGCGGGGGAAAGAAGCAGUUCUGCAGAUGCCGCAGGGGCGCCGUGGGCCCCCCGGGAGCCCAGGGCAAGACGGGCCCCCGAGGGCUCCGCGGGCUCCGAGGGCCGGAAGGGAAGAAGGGCGAGCCGGGCUCCUUCGACUUCCUCCUUCUGAUGAUCGCCGACGUCAAGCACGACAUCCAGAAGCUGCAGCAGAAGGUCUUCACGGAGGAGGAGAUGCCUGAGCCGUACGACCUGGCGGGCGCCAUCACCGCCUCCGGCUCCGUGACCAGCCAGCAGUACCACUCUCAGUUGCAGGAGCUUCUGACCGAGGAAGUCGACAACCGGAUCUUCGGCGCCGCCAGACGACUCGAGCCUGUGCUGAAGGUCGUUGAUACCACGGACGAUCAGGAGAGCUCAGACACUUCGAGCUCCGGUAGUCCCAGCACUCUGGCGACCCAGGAGGAAGAGGAGGAGGUGGAAGGGGCGGCCGAGGAGGAAGAGCCACACCAUGAUAUGAACGCCAACAUCACUGACGACUCGCUCUAUGAGGACGACAUCCCUCUGUACGACUACCCGCUUGAAGUGGAGCCAACGUACCUCACGGAUUACGCCGCGGUGUCGAACGACCCUCAGGAGACAACCCACGACCGAUACGGCGCACUCGAUGGAACCGAUUCCGGCGACCCUCGGGCAGCGGCGACAAGAGAGCAACAGACACUCGUCGACGACACUCCCGCGCUGCAACACUACGGGUCCUUCUCCAGACAGGCCUCGAACGCCUCGGUUGAACGAGCCUCCGGAGACGCUCGAAGUGCUCGGGACGGGCGAUCCGACGACCCCACAAUGAGCCCCGGUGACGGAGACGGCGUGCAGCCUGUGACCUACGACGCCGAGGCUCUGAGGGCGUCGCUGGAUAGCCUGAAGACGGACUACGGCCUCCUCGAGGAGGGCGAGGAGACGUUGCCGACAGAAGGACAUUCCGACCAGUCCUCCUUCGAGAGGCGAGAAGGUGAAGGAAAAGGGCAGGAAGCGGAGGAGGAGGAGGAGGAGAGCGACCAGUUCGCGAUGCCUCCGUCUCAGGAACUUGUCAUCGACGAUGAGCGACGGAGACGAGCCGCCUUCGCCUCCGCGUCGCUCCCUCACGAAGGGGGACAGAAAGCGCAUUCGAGAGAACGAGAAGCUGGUCGACAUCCUGGAUGACAUCCUAAAGGACAUAGAAGCUAACGUCGGGAAGUUCCAAGAGCGCUCUACCAGGUCCGUGACGCAAGGAGGCUCCCGCCAAGAUUCUCUUCCUCUGUCUCCACACCUCGCCCUUCGUCCUCCUCCCCCUCCUCCUCUCCGUUAUCGUCCGCACCCAAUCAACAAUCCUUCCAGCGAGAGCUACGACAGUAAAGCCAUCGAAGAGGAGUCCAACUUCGAUGUCGUCCUUCGGAGUAACCCAGAGGCAGCCUCGGGGUCCGACGGCGCUCCUGCAGGUCCUUCUGAAGGCAGACCGACAGGCGGCGACUGGAGACCGACGUUGGAUUGAAAAGGAGUGUUCAAAUAGCACCUCUAGUUCUAUAUAAUUAUUAUCAAUAUACCCUAAUAACCCCCUA